Sorghum bicolor (sorghum) is the source of this 2840-nucleotide messenger RNA. Its product is annotated as serine/threonine-protein kinase ppk15. Gene Ontology annotation, molecular function: protein tyrosine kinase activity; protein serine/threonine kinase activity; ATP binding. The record is from RefSeq and is a predicted model, not a curated record. The coding region runs from base 334 to 2496 and encodes 720 amino acids. The transcript has 8 exons. Gene Ontology annotation, biological process: peptidyl-serine phosphorylation; peptidyl-threonine phosphorylation. Gene Ontology annotation, cellular component: cytoplasm. Lineage: Eukaryota; Viridiplantae; Streptophyta; Magnoliopsida; Poales; Poaceae.
AUGGCCAACCGCCGAAGGGGCUGAAACGCAACUGCGGCAACCUACGCGCAACAGCUGCGAUCCGUGCGCCUCUCUCUCUCUCUCUCUCUCUCUCUCUCUCUCUCCAAUCCUCUCUGUUUCUCUCUCUUUCCUCUGACUUCGCUGCCUGCCUCCUCGUCCGUCUCGCCCGGUCCUCUCACUCGAAGAAGACUCCUCUCGCUUCGCUUCCAAGUUCACCCCAAUGGCGACGCAACCGCUUACAUCACCGCGCCGCGCCCGUGCGCCACGCGCUUGAGCGAGAGGCAGAGACCGAGACCGAGAGCACCCACCAACCACGCGCCUUCGCGGCGGCGCAUGGCGGCGCAGGGGCUGGACCAGGUCAUGGCGUUCCUCACGGACCACGGCUUCGCCGGCACGGCCUCCGCGCUCCGUGACGACGUCCUUGCACGCACCGCCGCCGGGGACGAGAGCCACGCCGCCGCAUUAGAUCCCCAUCUCCCUCCGCUCCGGAUGCCCGCCUCCGCCGUCGGUGCUGGCGCUGGCGCUGGCACGCCGGCGCCCGCGAGCCCCGAUUCCAGCUCCGGCUCGGCGUCCUCGUCAGCUUUCGUCAGCAUGCGCUCCACGCCGUCAGGGCUGUUGAAUCCGUAUGGGCUGUGGUCGCCGCGGCAUUCGCAGUCGGACGCGUCUUCAUCCGAGAUGGAGUUUGGUACAGCGCGCCAGUACGACACCACCGACCUCUUCUUCCAAGAGGACUGGCUCUACGACGAUCACCUCUUCCCGAGCAAGCUGGACGAUGAGGAUGACGAAGGCAAAGAGGAGGACAAGUUUGUACUGGAUGCUCACGAUGGCUCGGAGCAGGUAGAGAUAGGCAAGCUUGGUGCAGGCCAUAACCACCGUCAUGAACACAUCGGUGGUGACCGAUGUGAGGGUUGCGCUGAGGUGUACAUAUGCUCAUCGCCACUUUGUGGUUGCUGUGGAGGGGGACUUAAGAAUGACGAGCUUGAUGUGGCGAGGAGCUCAAGCUCCACUGUGUAUGGGAGAUACCAAAUCAUGGAUGACCAGACAGAGAUACUGGAUGAUUGUGCACAGGAUGGGUUUCAGUUGAAGCAGAGUGGAGAUAUUAUGUUUGAAUGCGGUAUGCCGAGGGAUCCUGGACGAGGAGAUGAUGAUUCAGAGCUGAGUGUUAUGGAGAAGGAGCUUGAAAUGCUCAGUUCAUUUGAUACAGAUGCUGUUGUGAAUCACGGUGUACAUGAUUUCACGGACAAUGGUGAGCUCAAUGGCAGCUGUGACAAAAAUCUGAAAAGCGGCAUUGAUAAAGAAUAUCCGAAAGGUCGUAGGAUACAGCCAUUCCCUGAAAGUGGUGAUCCUGAUGAAGCAUAUGAGUUUCAAAAUGUUGGAUUAUUAAAUGCAGAUGUUCAACAUUCUACUGCUCUUAAAGCUGAGGAAGAUGCCGAGACAAAUAUUGAUCUUGCUCUCUCUGAUUUUCACCGAGAAUAUGAGGUAUUUGAAUUGAGAAUUAUCCACCGCAAGAACAGGACUGGCUUUGAAGAAAACAAAGAUUUCCCCAUUGUCUUAAAUUCAGUUGUUGCUGGAAGGUAUUAUAUCACUGAAUAUCUAGGCUCGGCUGCAUUCAGCAAGGUUGUGCAAGCACAUGAUCUUCAGACAGGAAUGGAUGUUUGCCUUAAAAUAAUUAAAAAUGAUAAGGAUUUCUUCGACCAGAGCUUGGAUGAGAUAAAACUUCUGAAGUUCGUGAACAAAUAUGAUCCACUAGAUGAGCACCAUGUGUUGCGCCUCUAUGACUAUUUCUACCAUCAGGAACACCUUUUUAUUGUCACUGAACUACUGCGAGCAAAUCUAUAUGAGUUUCAGAAAUAUAAUCAGGAAUCUGGUGGUGAGGUGUAUUUUAAUUUGCCUAGGAUACAGGUUAUAGCUCGGCAAUGUUUAGAGGCCUUGGUUUACUUGCACCGUUUGAGGAUCAUUCAUUGUGACCUAAAGCCAGAAAAUAUUCUUAUCAAAAGCUACAGUAGAUGUGAAAUUAAAGUCAUUGAUCUGGGAAGCAGUUGCUUCUUGACAGACAACUUAUGCCUCUAUGUCCAAUCACGCUCUUAUCGAGCUCCUGAGGUCAUUCUGGGCCUACCUUAUGAUCAGAGGAUUGACAUUUGGUCUCUUGGUUGCAUCCUUUCUGAACUGUACACUGGUGAAGUAUUAUUUCCUAACGAACCUGUGCCCAUGAUGCUUGCUCAAAUGAUUGGGAUAAUCGGCCCAAUUGACAUGGAAAUGCUAGAAUUGGGGCAGGAGACACAGAAGUAUUUCACUGAUGAUUAUGACCUUUUUACCAAGAAUGAGACAGAUCAGCUAGAGUAUUUGAUCCCAGAAAAAUCCUCCUUGCGACGACACUUACAAUGUCCUGAUUCAGAAUUUGUUGAUUUUCUGUCUUAUCUGUUGCAAAUUAACCCCAGGAAAAGACCUACAGCUGAUGAAGCACUACAGCAUCCAUGGCUUUCUUUUGCGUACUAAUGAGAAGCCAUCCGGUGCUUUCUUCACAUAUAAGGAUGAGUUUGUCUCCUAAUUUGGAGCCCUCAUAAAGUUAUUGAAAAAUAUCGAUUUUCUUGGAGUUUCUCUUAAUUAACGUGAAUCAUUACUCUUUUCCUACAUUUUUAGAAGAGCCCUCCUUUUGUGGGGGCAGGUUUUGUGUAUUCAGGGUAAUUCUUGGUGUGAACCCCUGAUCUGUGAGUGAUUCAUGAGUGUAUGUAAAUAUCAGAAAAUUUUCCGCGGUGUAUCUGUACAGUUGAAAGCCCACUCUUGUACUCAAUCUGAUCCGUUAAUGAUAACAUGAGAAAAUAUUGUCCAAUGUUUCAUCA